Molecule: messenger RNA, 393 nt
Organism: Olea europaea var. sylvestris
Lineage: Eukaryota; Viridiplantae; Streptophyta; Magnoliopsida; Lamiales; Oleaceae
Product: subtilisin-like protease SBT3.9
Exons: 3
Coding region: 37-393 (118 amino acids)
Source: RefSeq, a predicted model, not a curated record
UCGAAGUCCCAAUAAAUUCCACUUUUGAAGAAAGUUAUGCAGAAAAUCCACUUCUUUCUCUUCACCAUUUUCUUUUUGUUCUUGACCUCGAGAACAGCUACGGCCGCCGAUUCAUCGUUGUCUGAAGCUAAAGUUUACAUAGUAUACACCGAGAAGCCCGAAGGACAAGAGCCCGAAGCCUAUGCUAUCAAGACCCUUUCAUCUGUUCUUGGCAGUGAGGAUGCUGCGAAAGAAGCUUUGAUAUACAUUUACAAGUAUGCUGCAAAUGGAUUUUCUGCUAAGCUGACUCCCGAUCAGGCGUCUCAGCUGUCGAAAAUGCCUGGCGUUAUUCAGGUCGAUCCCAGCCGAACACUCCAGCUGGACCCCGGUCCACCAGGGAACUUGCUUGUGUGA